AUGAGCAUGGGCUUUACUGUUGACACCAUGGACAUACCCAUCCCUGACCCACUGGACUUGACUGAAGACUACGCACCGGCUGUCAGACGUGCACUCGGCGCUGAUGGAAGCGCCCAUGCACAGAUUCAUGCAUACAUAGAAUGGACCCCCGUGGGUGCGGCGUUUGAGUCGAUCCGUGCACCGUAUUCACCCCCUGUUCGCCCCAAACCCCUCAAUCGCCAGGUGCCGUGGGAAAGGAAAGAAGCACGAGCAGUGUUCAGAGGAAAAACGACCAACUUUGACAUGCUGGACGGCAACUGGGGCGCGAAUCCUCGCGUGAGGUUGCACCGGCUCUCAGACGUGCACGCUGCACUGAUGGAGGCGCACAUCAACGCGUGGAGCCACGCGAAGCCAGCGGUGAUCAAAGCGAUGGCGGAGGACGGGUUGUUGCUGGCAAAAAGGAUGAACUUCACUCAAUUCAACGCGUUCAAAUACCAGGUAAGGAGAGUUGUAUCUUAUGAGAGUCUCAGCUGUACUGGGGCAGCACACACUCAGAGGCUGUCCGACGUGCACUCGGCGCUGAUGGAGGCGCACAUCAACGCGUGGAGCCACGCCAAGCCAGCUGUGAUCAAGGCCAUGGCGGACGAUGGGUUGCUGCUGGCCAAGCGAAUUAACUUCACCCAGUUUAACGCGUUCAAGUACCAGGUACAGAGCAAGGUGGGGAGAGGGAAGGGCUGUUGCCACGCCAAGCCCGCGGUGAUCAAGGCCAUGGCGGAGGAUGGGUUGCUGCUGGCGAAGAGGAUGAACUUCACUCAAUUCAACGCGUUCAAGUACCAGGGGCUGUCAGACGUGCACGCGGCGCUGAUGGAGGCGCACAUCAACGCGUGGAGCCAUGCCAAGCCCGCAGUCAUCAAGGCCAUGGCAGAGGAUGGUUUGCUGCUGGCGAAGCGCAUGAACUUCACCCAAUUCAAUGCGUUCAAGUACCAGGUGAUCGUUGAUGGGGGAGGCGGCAGCUGCAGGACGUGCGGAGUGCUGCGAUCCAAUCAGCUGAGCAUCCGGCAGGAGACUCCCUUGUUUCAGUUCUAUGAGCCGCUGCUAGAAGAUGGGGUGCACUGGCUGGUUACCACCCGCACGUUCUCCGAUCUGCCUGCCAAGAUUUGCUGGGCCCAAGAGAACGACGACGCAGCGCAGCGGCUGGUGCAUGCAGCGAACCACAUGGCGCAGUAUGCCUGCACGUGGAGUGGCAGGCGGCUGCACUGGGGGGAAUGUGAGGUGGCUCAAGAACCUCUCUCCACCCCUCUCUAUUCCCCUGCAACUCUCAGAUUCUCCGACCUGCCCGCAAAGAUCCGAUUCUCCGAUCUUCCCGCCAAAAUUCGCUGGGCCCAAGAGAACGACGACGCAGCACAGCGGCUGGUGCAUGCAGCCAACCACAUGGCGCAGUAUGCCUGCACGUGGAGCGGCAGGCGCCUGUACUGGGCUCUGCUGCUGGUCAAGUACCAUGACGUGUUGCAGGACCCCUCUGCUGUGACUGAACCCACCGCCAACGAGAUCUGCACCAAGCAGUGA
This is a messenger RNA of Closterium sp. Naga37s-1, 1545 nucleotides long. Lineage: Eukaryota; Viridiplantae; Streptophyta; Zygnematophyceae; Desmidiales; Closteriaceae. The record is from the annotation of a GenBank genome assembly.